Octodon degus (degu) is the source of this 847-nucleotide messenger RNA. Its product is annotated as protein Mis18-alpha-like. The coding region runs from base 1 to 711 and encodes 236 amino acids. Gene Ontology annotation, cellular component: chromatin; nucleus; chromosome, centromeric region. Gene Ontology annotation, biological process: CENP-A containing chromatin assembly; chromosome segregation. The transcript has a single exon. NCBI's taxonomy places the organism in Eukaryota, Metazoa, Chordata, Mammalia, Rodentia, Octodontidae. The record is from RefSeq and is a predicted model, not a curated record.
AUGGCAGGAGCUUGGCCUUCGUACUGUGAUGGUGGAUGUUCCUCCGUUUCCUGUGCGUGUAACCGCAAGGACAAGAGGAACAACUCCUCGUUGUUGGGCCGGCGGCUCUUGGAAGACUCGAACCGCCACCAGCUGCUCCAGAAGUGGAUGAGCAUGUGGAGCUCGGCGAGUGGGGACGCGUCGGUGGCCCGGCAGGCGAAGGCGCAGAGCGAGGCGGAGGCGGGGCAGGGGGCGCAGGGGGAGAACCCGCUGGUGUUCCUGUGCUCCGGCUGCCGGUGGCCGCUGGGCGACUCGCUGAGCUGGGUGCACGGUCAGGAGGAAUCUGACUGCAUCCUGUUGCGCUGUAUAUCCUCUAAUGUUUCUGUAGAUAAAGAACAGAAGCUGUUCAUGAGGAAAAAUGAAAAUGGUUGCGUUCUUGAGACUUUGUACUGUGCCGGCUGCCUGCUGCACCUUGGCUACAUGUACAGAUGCACUCCCAAGCACCUAGAUUACAAGAGGAACUUGUUUUGCCUCAGCGUGAAAGCCAUUGAAAGUUACGCUUUAGGGUCCUCUGAAAAGCAGAUUGUGUCAGAAGACAAAGAGCUGCUUAAUCUUGAAAGUAGAGUGGAAAUGGAGAAGUCUCUAAAACAGAUGGAAGAUGUCUUGAAAGCCUUACAGACCAAGCUGUGGGACAUUGAAUCAAAAUUGUCCUUUACCAGUUGCAACAACUGAAUUCGGUUCCACGUCCACCCCUCAUGUUCUUGGAAGAGAAGAUCUAUAGGAAUACUUGCAGAGCUCUGCUUUAUGUGAAGGAAGUGACCAUUUCUCCCACAUUAGAAUUUUAAAGAUAUUUUCUGAUACUUGCUGG